Molecule: messenger RNA, 540 nt
Organism: Microdochium trichocladiopsis
Lineage: Eukaryota; Fungi; Ascomycota; Sordariomycetes; Xylariales; Microdochiaceae
Exons: 3
Coding region: 1-540 (179 amino acids)
Source: RefSeq, a predicted model, not a curated record
AUGCACGCCGCCUCCUGCCUCUGGCGAGCCGCAUCAGCGCACCCACCUGCCGCUUCCUCUCUGGCCGCACUCCAGGGUCGUGGUGGUGGUGGUGACGAUGAUGCGAUUGCUGCGCUGUUAUGUCCGGACCAGGCCACGGCACCCACCGCCAACGACAGCCGCUUUGCUCGAACCGCAUCAAAGCUCAUCUGUGUCCGCUGCCGCUGGUGCGCUUCUGUUGAUCGAGCAGCCAGCUCGACAAGACCAGGCCUUGCCUCGUCUCACAGCAAGGGUCUCUCUCCCCUUUGCUCCCGAGAGCGUCGCCUUGUCCCGGCAUCCUGGCCUUCUAAUGCUCCCGGACCAUCCUGCGUCCUCUGCCACCUCGCACCAGAAGACGCAGGGCUCCGUAUCCGCUGGGGUCGUGUCUCGACUCACUCACCCCAAGACCAGCUCGGCACCGGCAAUUUGGACUUGGUCCGCAGACCGAUAACCUCUGUGCUCGUGGGUGUCGGUGAGGGCCAUUCCUACUGCUUGGCCAUUCGUUGUGGACAUGAAUCUUAG